Molecule: messenger RNA, 5823 nt
Organism: Pleuronectes platessa (European plaice)
Lineage: Eukaryota; Metazoa; Chordata; Actinopteri; Pleuronectiformes; Pleuronectidae
Product: insulin receptor substrate 2
Exons: 3
Coding region: 206-3361 (1051 amino acids)
Biological process (GO): insulin receptor signaling pathway
Cellular component (GO): cytosol; plasma membrane
Molecular function (GO): phosphatidylinositol 3-kinase binding; insulin receptor binding
Source: RefSeq, a predicted model, not a curated record
CAGCAGCGUCACAUGUUGUUUUUCUCCAGGAUCACAUCGCCCGCUGCUCGAGUCCGUGCGCGCUCCGGCUCCACUGUGGCGCACACGCUCUUUAUUAUGGAGUAGAAUAAACCGGAUCCGUUAGAAACUUUCUUUUCUUUUGCUUAUCCAAGAGGGUAAAAGGGGGAUUUCUGCUUUCCUGCAACUUGAGAGGAGACGAGGGGACAUGGCGAGUCCUCCGGUGCCGGGAGGACACCUGUUAUCUAAUGGGACGACCGGCGUGAAGAAGUGCGGAUACCUGAGGAAGCAGAAACACGGACACCGGCGCUUCUUCGUGCUCCGAGAGGCCACCGAGCACUUCCCCGCGCGUCUGGAGUAUUAUGAGAGCGAGAAGAAAUGGAGGAACAAGUCCGCAGCCAAGCGGGUGAUAACUUUGGACUCGUGUCUGUGCGUAAACAAACGAGCUGACGCCAAACACAAGCACCUCAUCGCCCUCUACACCAAGGACGAGUACUUCUCUGUGGCUGCGGACAACGAGCAGGAGCAGGACAGCUGGUUCACGGUUCUAACUGAUUUAAUAGCCGAAGGGAAAGUUUAUGACACCCCAGCAUCCACCUCCUCCUUGGUGGGCUUUGAGGAGACCAGCUACGGCCUCAUCACUCCUGCAGCAGCUGCCUACAAGGAGGUAUGGCAGGUCAACUUGAAAUCCAAAGGCUUGGGUCAGACCAAGAACCUCACUGGGGUGUACAGGCUGUGUUUGUCCAGCCGCACCAUCAGCUUUGUGAAACUGAACUCUGAAACUGCUGCAGUGUGUCUGCAGCUCAUGAACAUAAGGAGAUGUGGCCACUCGGACAGCUUCUUCUUCAUAGAGGUGGGCCGGUCGGCGGUGACCGGGCCCGGGGAGUUCUGGAUGCAGGCAGAGGACUUGGUGGUGGCGCAGAACAUCCACGAGACCAUCCUGGAGGCCAUGAAGGCCAUGAAGGAGCUGUCAGAGUUCAGGCCGCGCAGCAAAAGCCAGUCUGCCAGCACUAACCCCAUCUCUGUGCCCACACGACGCAACCUCAACAACCUCCCCCCUAGUCAGACGGGCCUGGUGAGGAGAUCCAGGACUGAUAGCAUGGCAGCCACGUCCCCAGGGAGAAAGUUCACAUCCUGUCGGAUAAGAACGGCCAGCGAGGGAGAUGGAAGCGUGACCCGGCCUGUGUCCAUGUCCAUAUCUGUGAAUGGGAGCCCCACCAGUCCACACUCUGGAAAUCUAAGCCGGUCUCGCACCCUCAGUGCUCACUGCAAAAUGCUUGAGUCCGCCUCCAACCUGCAUCACAGCCGGUCCAUGCCAGGGUCCAAUUCCCCUCCAUCUGCCUCCAGCCCCAUCAGCAUGUCUCCCAGAGGGGGGGUGAGCAUCUUCACCCCUGAUAAAGCCAGGCGGCCGUUCAGCUGCAGCGCCUCCAUCUCUGGCUCCCUCAGUGACACUGGCUUCUUGCUGUGUGAGGAUUACAGCUACAGCCCAGGUGAACCCAAAUUCCUCCCCCUGACCCGCAGCGACACGCCAGACUCCCUCUCCAGCACGCCUCCCUCCCGUGACAUCAGUGAACUUUGUGGCUACAUGAUGAUGGAGAACACGAAUGGCAGCCGGCCUGGCGCUGGUCUUGAUGGCCAGGCGUUCGACCAGGCUUACAGGAAGCGGACGCACUCCCUCACCACGCCACGGCAUCAGCAGGUGGUAGCGCCACUGUCCUCAGCUUCCCUGGAUGAGUACACGCUCAUGAGGUUGGCCCACGGACAGAACUGUCACUCCGCUUCACCUAAAGUAUGCUACCCUGAGGAUUAUGGAGACAUUCAAAUCGGUUCGUCCAGGAGCUCAAGUAGUAACCUUUGCGAUAAUGGCUAUAUGCCAAUGACGCCAGGUGUCGCACCUCCGUCUGGAAAGGUAGACAACUACAUGCCCAUGAGCCCCAUGUGUGUCUCAGCACCGAAGCAGAUUGUGAACCCCAGGGUUCAUCCUCAGACGGCGGCCAGCAGUGGCUACAAAACCAACUCUCCCUCAAGCAGCUCUCUAGAGGACAACGGCUACAUGAGAAUGUGGUGCAGCUCCAAAUCCUCCAUGGAGAGCCCAGACAGGCAUGGUGAAUACAUGAACAUGUCACCUGGAAACCCACCUCCACUCCAGACACCCCCUGACUACUUGGGCCUGCUCCCUGGUGAACCUGCUUCCGUGAGGUCAAAUAACCAGGCCGGCUUCCACACGCUGCCGGCUAAACUCCAGGCCUCGAAGACUGAGGACAGCAGCCAGUAUGUGUUGAUGAGCCCGCAGAGUGUGAGGCAGCGAGCUGCAGAGUCUGACUAUUACUCAGUGAUGCAGCCCAGCGGGAGCCCCUCAGUGCUCUCCCCUGUCAGACACAGCCGGGCCGAGAGCCUUCAAUACAGAGGGAGGCUGGGACGGCCCAACAGGUUAUCCCUGGACACCCUGAAGACCCUUCCCAGCAUGAACGAGCACCCCCUGCCCGGAGAGCCUCGGAGUCCUGGGGAAUACAUUAACAUAGACUUCAGCUGCACCAGAUUCUCCCCCCCCUCCACCCUAUCCACAGAGAGCCAGUCGUCGUCUCUGGGCUCCAGCGGCGGGGGCCUGGGGAGAUCGUCCCUGACAGACUACAUGAACCUGGAGCUGGGCUCACACUCACGCCGGGAUGCUGACACUCCUGCUGAGCAGAUAGACGCACUCCCUGUGUCGUCACUGUGCUCAGGGGAGGAGGGAGUGUUCCACCUGGGGAGUGAGAAAGGGUCUCAGGGCCCCGACAGUGAGGGGAAAAACGACUACACCGAGAUGACAUUUGGGAUGACCAGCUCGCCCCCGCAGCUUGUUCCUCAGAGCUCAGCAAGCAGCCAGAGCAGCAGGGAAAGGAGGCUCUCUCUGGAGAACCAGGGAGUCCCAGGGAGCAUUGGGGUCUUCCUGCUGGGGGCCACCUCCUCCCUCACAGUGGAUCCUGACUGCUCUGCCAAGGUGAUCCGGGCCAAUCUGCCAGGACGUCGGCGCCACAGCUCGGAGACCUUCUCCUCCACCGCCACUGUGACGCCGGUCUUCCCCUCCUUCGCCCAUGGCGACACGGUGAGGAGGCCCAGCUCGGUGGAGAACAUCUCAUCCCGGAGCAGCGAGGGCUCAGAUGAAGAGUACGGCAGCCCGGUGAACCGUCAGGUUUCCGCUGGCUACCCGAGCAGAAUGAAUUACAUUGCCUUGAACCUGCUGGACAACAGGGAUGUGGAGAAAUGUGAAGAACUGGUCGGCUUCAAACCCACCAGCAGCUGCAAGGGGGGACUCAAUGGAUUACACAGCACUCCCUAUGUCUGUUUGGGUUUCAAAGAGGCUGCAACCACUGCCAAAGACUGAGCGACUCCUCCAUCUUCACGUCCUCACCAAACUGCUGCUCUGCAAAAGAGAAAGAAAAAGGAUCAACGAGGCCCUUCCUUUGGAUUCUGUGGCCGUCAAAGACCCUGUGGACCCUCUGGACCCUCUGGACCCUCUGGACCCUCAGCAACACACAUACACACACACAUAGGAUACAAGCAUGUCACCAACUAUGCAUGUCAAGAGUGUGUGUGUGGUGAGGGGAGCGUCUCAUGUUCCCUGCACCUUCAGAGGCCAUAUCUUCUGUGACCCAAAUUUCCAUCACGUAAGAUAAUAAUGAAACUCUAAUGGUUUCCUCACACUAUUUAUUCACUGGUGGGUGGUUCCAUGACGACCUGUACGUGAGCAACAUACAAAUCAUGACCAGCUACUAUAGAAAUGACCAUGGAGCAAGGUACACUGAGUAUAAAACUAUAUUUAGAUGAAAUUAUUUAUUUAUUUUUGGAAGAUGAAUGUCUCAUAAGACCUACCCGAUGCCUUAAUGUCUAUACUGUCCUUACGUUUUCUAUGGAAUGACAUAAAUAUUCUAUUUCGGUACGUCUGUUUGGAUCUACAUCUCUAUAUUGUUAUUCUCUAGCAGAAAGUAACUAGUUUACCCUUAAAAGAUAUUAUUUCAGAUAUGUAGAGUGCAGUCGAUGAUUUAUGGUAUUGAUAUUAAAGUAUUUUCUUAAUUUCUAACUUAUUCUAACCUAGUUUAUUUUUUAAUUUUUUUGUCCAAUCAAAAACGCUGGACUUUAAGAAAUAUAUUUGUAAAUUUCUCCGAGAUGUAUGCAUGUGUUUGUAAGUCGGCUCAGAGCCCUGCACCCCCCGCAGCUCCAUGAAAACCUCACACACUCCUACCUUCAAACCUUCUGUGAUAUCAUACGAUGGUACAACUGUCUAGUGGGGGGGGGGGGGGGGGGACAGCGGAGAAUAUCAAGGUUGGUGGGGUGAGAGGCCAACGACCACAUCGGGCACCAGCAUGGAGGUUCACUGGAGAAUCAGCUGUGGGGAAGAUGCAGCCGAUCACAUUAAAUAUAACAGCUGAUUAAAGAGAAUUAUAAAACGUAACAUAUGUGAUGACAUUUUAGUAUAAUGCUAAAAUGUAAAACUAAAGUAUUUUAGCAUUUACGUACGAAAGGAGAUGCGUCAAUUUAAAACUAUGUAACCGUCACUACCAAGUAUUAUACAUCCACUAGAGGGCAGUGCAUAGUCACGGGUUUUACGACGAUAACAAAUAUGGCGAGGGUGGAGGACGGCCGUGUUGUUAAUGGGUUAACUCUACGAACUCUCUCCUUAAAAGAUUUGUUGAGAAUUCUUCCUCAUAUCACGACAAAACCACAGAGUCAGGACAGAUGGCUCCGCCCCGUUUCCGUACCUACACUGAGCAGAAAUGAGCGUUAUGGCGAAACAGCACCUCCUGUGGCAGCAAGUAGCAAUUUCAGGAUAAUGAUGAAUACGAGAGUAGGACUAGCAUAAGUCAAGAAUAACCUCUUCCUGUAAUGUUAGCUCACACAACUCUAUCUAAAGUUGGAAACUUACUUAGUGAAACUUGUGAUUUCAGUCAAAAAUUACAAGAGACCGUUAAAAUCUGCUGCCUCAAAAUGGAUGCCAGAGGAUUCGCAUAUAUGAAAACCCCUCUUUUCUAUUUUUACACUGUGCUGACUCCGCCUGGCUCACAGCCCCCCCUUCAGUGUACAUUGGAUUGUAAAUCAUUGAACCACGUCUGAAUGUAUCACUGAGCUGGUGGGAAAAACUCCACAGAAACACAACAGGGGGGGGGGAACACUCAAGUUUUAUUGGAGCUGAGCCACAGAGUCGUGGCUGCUAUUCAUCCUCAGAGUCUUGAACGUGUAUAUAUCGUGUAUAUAGACAGAGUUUAACUGAAAGAAAUAUUGAAACUUAGAUUUUACCUAUGCUGCAUUGAUAUUCCUGUGUAAAGACUUUGGCUACCGAUUUUUAAAAAAGGGGGGGAAGGGGUUUGUGCUUUGGGGUUGUACAGUGUUUGCUCCCUCACAGUCUAUAUGAAAAAUAACUGUCUAUUUUAUUAUAGCGAUCUCUUUGCCUUGUUGACACACUUUACCUAAUGGCAUAUGCAAUAGUGAUACAGUCUAGUUUACAACCGUGGAACCAAAUGUAACAUUGCAUCAACAGUUUUCUUUUUAUUCUCUCGCUCAUGUUGUACAUUUCUCCUCCUGCCAAGUGUUUUCAUCGCCGGGAACGUUUGACAUGUCUCGAAGCUCUUCGCCCGUCUCUGUGUCCGCGGACAGAUUCUUCUUCUGCAGCCCGGACCGACUCGGUUUGAAUGUGUCAUCGUCUUCCAUUGUACAUAGAUCAAUAUACUGUUUAUCGUGAUGCUCACAAGAGAUGAUUUAUAAAUUCUGGUAGUAAAGUACUGCUUUUGUCUGUAUUGAUUAUGGAUUAGCAACCUGCAGAAAUAAAUGAAUUUAUUUAAAGAGGUACAA